CGUGCGCACGCGCGGCCCCGCCCCCGUCUCCCCGGCGCUCGGAGCCCGAGUCCGCGGGAAGAUGGCGGCCCCGCUCAUCCCGCUCUCUCAGCAGAUUCCCACUGGAAAUCCAUUAUAUGAAUCCUAUUAUAAGCAGGUAGACCCGGCAUACACAGGGCGAGUUGGGGCGAGCGAAGCUGCGCUUUUUCUAAAGAAGUCCGGGCUCUCAGACAUUAUUCUUGGGAAGAUAUGGGACUUGGCCGACCCAGAAGGUAAAGGGUUCUUGGACAAACAGGGUUUCUAUGUUGCACUGAGACUAGUGGCCUGUGCACAGAGUGGCCACGAAGUUACCUUGAGCAAUCUGAGUUUGAACAUGCCGCCACCUAAAUUCCAUGACACCAGCAGCCCUCUGAUGGUCACACCACCCUCUGCGGAGGCCCAUUGGGCUGUGAGGGUGGAAGAAAAGGCAAAAUUCGAUGGAAUUUUUGAAAGCCUCUUACCCAUCAAUGGUUUGCUCUCUGGAGACAAAGUCAAGCCAGUCCUUAUGAACUCAAAGCUGCCUCUUGAUGUCCUGGGCCGGGUCUGGGACCUCAGUGACAUCGACAAGGAUGGGCACCUGGACAGGGAUGAGUUUGCUGUGGCGAUGCACUUGGUGUACCGAGCCCUCGAGAAGGAGCCUGUGCCCUCUGUCCUGCCCCCGUCCCUCAUCCCACCUUCCAAGAGGAAGAAGACGGUCUUCCCAGGUGCUGUGCCUGUCCUGCCCGCCAGCCCCCCGCCGAAAGACAGCCUCCGUUCCACACCUUCCCACGGCAGCGUCAGUAGCCUGAACAGCACGGGAAGCUUGUCUCCCAAGCACAGCAUCAAGCAAACACAGCCCACGGUGAGCUGGGUGGUGCCGGUUGCAGAUAAGAUGCGAUUUGACGAGAUAUUCCUGAAGACCGACCUAGACCUGGAUGGCUAUGUGAGCGGCCAGGAGGUGAAGGAGAUCUUCAUGCACUCUGGCCUCAACCAGAACCUUCUAGCACACAUAUGGGCCCUGGCUGAUACGAGGCAAACGGGGAAGUUAAGUAAAGACCAGUUUGCAUUAGCUAUGUACUUCAUUCAGCAGAAGGUCAGUAAAGGCAUCGACCCCCCUCAAGUCCUGUCACCGGACAUGGUCCCGCCCUCAGAGAGAGGCACUCCCAUCCCGGACGGUUCAAGUUCUCUUGGAUCAGGAGAAUUUACUGGUGUGAAGGAACUUGAUGAUAUCAGUCAAGAGAUUGCCCAGUUACAAAGAGAGAAGUACUCCCUGGAACAAGACAUUAGAGAAAAGGAAGAGGCAAUCAGACAGAAAAGCAACGAAGUACAGGAGUUACAAAAUGAUUUAGACCGGGAAACAAGCAGUUUGCAAGAGCUAGAAGCUCAGAAACAGGACGCCCAAGACCGCCUUGAUGAAAUGGAUCAGCAGAAGGCCAAGCUCCGAGACAUGCUAAGCGACGUGAGGCAGAAGUGCCAGGACGAGACUCAGAUGAUUUCCUCAUUGAAGACCCAAAUCCAGUCUCAAGAAUCUGACCUCAAGUCCCAGGAAGAUGACUUGAACCGGGCCAAGUCUGAGCUGAACCGAUUGCAGCAGGAAGAAACCCAGCUGGAGCAGAGCAUUCAGGCCGGGAAAGUUCAGCUGGAAACCAUCAUCAAGUCCCUGAAAUCGACACAAGACGAAAUCAACCAGGCAAGAAACAAGCUUUCCCAGCUGCACGAGAGCCACCAGGAAGCCCACAGGACCCUGGAGCAGUACGACGAGGCACUCGACGGGGCCCACGGCGCCAGCCUGACCAACUUAGCCGACCUGAGCGAGGGGGUCUCCCUGACAGAGAGGGGCGGUUUUGGAGCCAUGGACGAUCCUUUCAAAAAUAAAGCCUUGUUAUUUAGCAACAAUGCCCAAGAGUUGCAUCCGGAUCCUUUCCAGGCCGAAGACCCCUUCAAAUCCGACCCAUUUAAAGGAGCUGAUCCCUUCAAAGGUGACCCAUUCCAGAAUGACCCCUUCGCAGAACAACAGACAGCUUCGGCAGAUCCAUUUGGAGGGGAUCCUUUCAAAGAAAGCGACCCAUUCCGUGGCUCUGCACCUGACGACUUCUUUAAGAAACAGACAAAGAAUGACCCAUUUACCUCAGACCCAUUCACGAAAAACCCUUCCUUACCCUCAAAGCUCGACCCCUUUGAAUCCAGUGAUCCUUUUUCGUCCUCCAGUGUCUCCUCAAAAGGAUCAGGUCCCUUUGGAACCUUAGAUCCCUUCGGAAGUGGGUCCUUCAAUAAUGCUGAGGGCUUUGCCGACUUCAGCCAGAUGUCCAAGCCCCCAACUUCUGGUCCUUUCACCUCCUCCUUUGGAGGGGCAGGAUUCUCAGAUGACCCCUUUAAAAGUAAACAGGACACUCCCGCUCUGCCUCCGAAGAAACCUGCUCCUCCACGGCCUAAACCGCCCAGUGAAGCAAUGGCUGAUCAGAAAAACUCUGCGCUGUACACACUGCUGGGUGGUAAAAGUACACCUGUAAGCCAGCUUGGUUCUGCAGACUUUCCCGAGCCCCCUGAUCCAUUCCAGCCACUCGGGGCUGACAGCAGUGACCCGUUCCAAAAUAAAAAGGGGUUUGGGGACCCGUUUAGUGGAAAAGAUCCAUUUGCUCCCUCCUCUUCAGCUAAACCUUCUAAAGCCUCUUCCUUGGGCUUUGCAGACUUCACCUCUUUUGGCAAUGAGGAGCAGCAGCUGGCCUGGGCCAAGCGGGAGAGCGAGAAGGCAGAGCAGGAGAGGCUGGCGCGGCUGCGGCGGCAGGAGCAGGAGGACCUGGAGCUGGCCAUCGCGCUCAGCAAGGCUGACAUGCCUGCCGCCUAGGCGCCCGGCACCGGCCACCAGCGCACGGGGGGACGGCCCCAGGGGCGGUUCUGCGGAAGGAGAAAACUCCAGCCUGUCUGCACACACACACACACACACACACACACACACACACACACUCACACACAGACACUCACACACACACUCAGCGGUCCCCGUUCACGUUGUGACCUGUCACAGCCACUGUUAAGUCAAGGACUCGCUGGUCAGAGGGCCUUGGGCUCUGGGGGCUUGCCUGGCAGAGAGGCCCGGAGAGGCGCCGCUGUCGCAGAUCCUGCUCUCCGCGGUGAUGUCCCCGUCGAGUGACAGCACCGGCUCUUCCUCCAUUUGCAGCACAGGACGAGGCGAGGAACCGCGGUGCCUCCUCGCCUCUCAUCUCCUCGUACCGGCGCCCGGGCGCUCCCACCCCCGUGUCUCCUCGACCCCCCCUUCCGAGACAGACAUCUGGGCGAUGUAUGCAUUCGUUGUAUAAAAUUAAGUUUGAAUGAUUAAUAUAAAAUAUUUUAAUACAAAACAAU
Messenger RNA from Mustela erminea (ermine), 3360 nucleotides. It is a transcript of the gene EPS15L1, whose product is annotated as epidermal growth factor receptor pathway substrate 15 like 1. Gene Ontology annotation, biological process: endosomal transport; endocytosis. Lineage: Eukaryota; Metazoa; Chordata; Mammalia; Carnivora; Mustelidae. The record is from RefSeq and is a predicted model, not a curated record. Gene Ontology annotation, molecular function: calcium ion binding; cadherin binding. The transcript is spliced from 25 exons. The coding region runs from base 62 to 2842 and encodes 926 amino acids. Gene Ontology annotation, cellular component: clathrin coat of coated pit; plasma membrane; cytoplasm.